AUGUCCAAGAAGCAAGUUGUCAAAACCAGGACUAACAAGAAACUGGAUUUAGAGCGGAAACGGGACGAGAAGGCGGUGAGACGAGCCCUGGCCAAGGAGAGGAAGAACAGGGCCCAGGAGGGGACGGAGGACGAAGAGUUUGUGAGCUUUGCCAACCAGCUACUGGCCAUGGGACUCAAACUCCGGGAGGUCCCCGGCGAUGGGAAUUGCCUGUUUCGUGCUCUUGGAGAUCAGCUGGAAGGUCAUUCCCGAAACCAUCUUAAACACCGGAGGGAAACAGUAGACUUCAUGAUCAAACAUCGGCAAGAUUUUGAACCGUUUGUAGAGGAUGAUGUCCCUUUUGAUCGAUAUGUUGCAAAUCUGGAAAAACCGGGCACGUUUGUUGGCAAUGAUGCAAUAGUCGCCUUUGCAAGGAACAACCAAGUGAAUAUUGUGAUCCACCAGCUUAAUGCCCCACUUUGGCAGGUUUUUGGAACCCGCAAGAGCAAUGCUGUGGAGUUGCAUAUUGCCUACAGAUAUGGGGAGCACUAUGACAGUGUGCGCAUGCUCAAUGAUAAUUCAGAAGCACCUGCGAACCUAAAGACAGAGAUGCUCAUUAAAGAUGAUUCAAAGAAAAAAGAUCGAAACAAAAUGUGUCACUACCAGAUGGAAGACAUACGGGAUUUUGAAAGUGAAAUGACCAAGACUGAUUUGGAUGAUGCAGUUCAGAAAGUACGCAACGCAACAGGGUGUAUGGAUACUGAUAUGAUUGUUCAAAAUCUGGAAGCUGAAAACUACAACAUAAGAUCUGUAAUAUUUGCCAUUUUGCAGAUGGAAGAACUGAAGAAUAGCAAUAGUGAUGAAGAGUCCAACAAAACCAGUUCUAAUUGCAGUCCUCAGCACAUGUCACCUCUCUGGAUGGAGAAUGGAACUGGUAACAGGAUUUUUGGAAAUCAAACUGUCAACAGUGAAGAAAUUGAAAACAACAGGAGGCUGAAUGAAAAGGAAGAAAACAAAAGGACCAAAAAUAAGGUGUGUAAGGUGACAAAUAAGCAGCGAAAAGAACAGCAAAGGUUAGAAAAGAAGAAACGACAGGAAGAAAGACAUCGACAGAAGGUCAUAGAUAGCAGGAGCAAUAAUAUGGAAGACAAUGGGACCAAUAGGGACAUUCAAGCACCCGUUACCCUGGUCAAAACAUUCACAACUUUAAAUAUUUGAUCCAUGGACAGCAGCUCCCUUUACCAGCUGGCAAUCACCUGACGUUGAAUGGGUUACAUAAGUCUCCUGGGUGGGGUAUAACAUCAUGGGAGAUUGAGAGGUUUUCUGAUGCUGCUUUAGAUUAAGAAAAUAUUUGAUUCAAAACUUUUGAAGAACUUGUUUUUCUUUGCAAACCCGCAGGUAGACAAACUGGAAGAAAAAGUCUAAAGGUGAAAGCAGUGGAUUACUUAUAUUUUACAAAUGCAAUAAAUCUUCAGAUGGUAAUAAGUGAGAAUUAAAAUGAGCAAUGUGAAAUGUAUGUGCAGAUGAAUUUUAGCAGUAAAUGGAUUCAAAGUCAAGAAAUCUCUUUAAUAACUGUGCAAGCAUGGGUUAGAGAGAUUGACUGUAACAUUUUUAAAAAUCACAUACUUCUUACACCGCAUUAAUACUCAUUAUUGGAGGUGAAAUGUGAGGCCCUUUCUUUAUAAUGUGUAUUUACACAGCUCCCAAAGGAAACUAUAACAGAGAAUGUCUUUUGCACAUGAACGUUUCUGAACGCUUCAUUGAUACAGUGUUCAGGAGUGCUCACCUGCUGGUAUCUGUUUGGGUACAGCCAUAAACAUUUAAAAAAGUGAAGCUUUUUUUUUAAUCCUUUCCAUGACUUGAAUUAUUUUUUUAAGUGAAGGGUACAAAUAUGCUGCUAACCACCAAAAAUGAAAGAUGCUUUCCAUACAGACUGUGCUAAGAACUGUGUGUGAAUCAGCUUAGCGGCUGUUAAACCAGUAAUGUGGCAAAUGGAAGAAUUGCAACUUCUGACUGGCACCAGAAGUCUUGCUCGUCAAUGCUUUGUCAGAUAUAUUUUGGUUGAACACUCCCAGAGGUGACUUAAGUUAAAAUAAACUCCUGAAUUUGUUUGUUGAAUUUCUACCUCUUGAGAUUUUUCCUUGCUUGGAAGUAAGGAACCGUUUGAUUGUGGAAGGUGGUUAAGAAUAGCCAUUGAGUGUUUGAAACAGUAACUCCAAUGGACAACAAAGUUAGACAGCUGGCUAUUGUAUGAUUGCUUGUGUUUACUAUAUUUUUGCUCUGUAUUUAAAUUAAUAAUAAAUAUGUGAUCACCUCA
This is a messenger RNA of Carcharodon carcharias (great white shark), 2296 nucleotides long. It is a transcript of the gene otud3, whose product is annotated as OTU deubiquitinase 3. The coding region runs from base 1 to 1197 and encodes 398 amino acids. Gene Ontology annotation, biological process: protein deubiquitination. The record is from RefSeq and is a predicted model, not a curated record. The transcript has 8 exons. Lineage: Eukaryota; Metazoa; Chordata; Chondrichthyes; Lamniformes; Lamnidae. Gene Ontology annotation, molecular function: cysteine-type deubiquitinase activity.